AUGCUGAAAUCCGGAGUCCUUUUCCUCUUUAGACAUCCACAGACUGUAAAGAAAUCACUCCGCUCCAGUCAAAUGAAGCUCAUCGACGCCGACGGUCGGGUCUCGGGUCCGGGACAUAAGCUGCUGCUGGUCUCGUUUGACGGGUUCCGGUGGGAUUACGAUCAGGACGUGGAGACGCCGGAGCUGGACCUGAUCAGCCGCAUCGGAGUCCGAGCCAAGUACAUGACCCCGCCCACUCUCACCAUGACAUCACCGUCGCACUUCACCACCAUCACAGGUCGCUGGGUGGAGGACCAUGAGGUCGUCCAUAACAUGAUGUUCGAUCAGAAGACGAACCUGAAGGUUCCUCACAAACAAACCCUGAGGAGGUCAGAGUGGUGGGACACAGGAGCCACUCCUCUGUGGAUCACCGCCCAGAACCAGGGUCUGAAGGUCGGCUCGUUCCACUUCCCGGGGGGCGGGGCUAACUACAGCGGGCAGCCCGUCGGACGCCACGUGUUCGAGACGCCCGGUUUCCCCGACGACAACGAGACCGAGUGGCGCCAGAACAUCGACCAGGUCCUGGACUGGUUCUCGGAGGAGGACUUCGACUUCGUGACGCUUUACUUCGGCGAGCCGGACAACGUGGGCCACGCCCACGGCCCGGACACGCCCCAACACAAGAAUAUCAUCCGCCAGAUCGACCGCGCCGUCGGGUACCUGCGCCGCGGCAUCGACGCCCAGAACCUCACCCGCGACCUCAACGUCAUCAUCACGUCCGACCACGGCAUGACCACGGUGAAGAAGCGCCCCCUGGUGGACGAGAUCGUUCUAAACUGGUACCUGCCGCUGCUCAAACUCGCCAGCUUCGAGAUCCUGGACUACGGCGGGUUCGGGAUCCUCACGCCGCGUCCGGGCAAAGAGGCCGAGGUCCUGGAGGCGCUCGCCAAAGUCCCCAACAUCACGGCGUUCGCCAAGAGCCAGAUCCCCGAGAGCUUCCACCUGAAGAAGAGCCAACGCCUGCCCCCGGUGAUCAUCCAGGCCCAGCUCGGAUUCAACCUCAACUCGCGUUUCAUCGUGUACGUGAACAAAGGGGACCACGGGUACCACAGCGGGGAGAUGGACAUGAAGACGAUCUUUCGGGUGUUCGGUCCGGACUUCAGACGGGACCUGGUGUCGGAGCCGUUCGACAGCGUCCACCUGUACCCGCUCAUGUGCCACCUGCUCCGGGUCACGGCCGCCCCCCACAACGGGUCCACUCAGGUCACCCAGGACCUGCUGCUCCAACACACCAUUAAAGCUGCACUAUGA
Messenger RNA from Boleophthalmus pectinirostris (great blue-spotted mudskipper), 1290 nucleotides. RefSeq names its product ectonucleotide pyrophosphatase/phosphodiesterase family member 7-like. The record is from RefSeq and is a predicted model, not a curated record. The transcript has 6 exons. Bases 1 to 1290 code for a protein of 429 amino acids. Lineage: Eukaryota; Metazoa; Chordata; Actinopteri; Gobiiformes; Gobiidae.